GAACGUGAGCCUCAAGUAAAAGAUACAAGCCCCAGCAAUGCACGAGGUACCGCACAUUUGGACGGUACCGAAGUAAGAAUGCUAUUCGCACUCUGCAAGGUUAUAAACUGCACAUUUCAAGUGGAAUCGUCUGAGAGAGGAGAAUGGGGCACAUCAUAUGCAAAUCUAACUGGUGAUGGUAUAUUUGGUCUGAUCACAGAGAGAAGAUCAGAUUUUGCCGUUGGAGCUUUGUAUUUUUGGCCUGAUGACUAUCGUUACCUGGAUAUGUCUCACUUUAUUGGACGCUCCGGUGUGACAUGCCUAGUACCAUCACCGCAUCGUCUCACCAGCUGGUUACUACCAUUUCGGCCAUUUCAAUUGACCCUUUGGCUAGGCGUGAUUGCUUGCUUGUUCCUUGAGGCAUUGGCACUCUUUUUUACACGCUAUAUGGCUCCUUCGGAUGAUGAGCCUAAAUAUAGUUUACUGGAGAGUUUUCAAUUCGGUUAUAUUACUACGCUGAAACUUUUUGUGUCACAGGGCUCGGACUAUGUAGUCAAUUCGCAUACGGUACGCAUGGUGCUCUUUGCAUGCUACACGAUAGAUACGAUUGUGACGAGUGUCUAUGGUGGCGGACUAUCGGCAAUACUAACGCUGCCAACCUUGGAGGAAGCAGCUGACUCAGUAGAGCGUCUACAUAGUCAUGGUAUUCCAUGGACUGCAACAUCACCUGAUUGGGUAAUCUCACUCAGAGGAGAAGGAAAUACUGAUGUGGGUUCAAUUUGUAUAGCAACAAAUAUUUAAAUAGACUAC
This is a messenger RNA of Rhagoletis pomonella (apple maggot), 789 nucleotides long. RefSeq lists its product as uncharacterized. The annotation marks the transcript as partial. Lineage: Eukaryota; Metazoa; Arthropoda; Insecta; Diptera; Tephritidae. The record is from RefSeq and is a predicted model, not a curated record. Gene Ontology annotation, cellular component: membrane. The transcript is spliced from 4 exons. Gene Ontology annotation, molecular function: ligand-gated monoatomic ion channel activity.